CUCGGUCCCAUCGGUGCGCCUGGCGUUACGUCAAUCGGGCCUGGUCAGCGUCCUCCCUCACAGCAGCAACAAGCAAUUGGGCAAAUGAACGUUAUGAUGCAGCAGCAUCCGGGUGGUGCUACACGACCCGUUGGUGGUCCGGCUCGGCCCACGGGCAUUCUGCUCACUAGCCAGUCCGGUGGGCCCCUGGGACCCUCUGGACAGCAGCAGCAACCACAGCAACAGGCCGGCGCCCAAACUCUUGGUCAGAUGUCAGGCAUGAUGACCCGUCCUCGUCUCACUGCACUCACUAGCAAUGCUACAACUGUCUCUCUUACUCCACCUGGAGUUACGAUGGCAACUGGCCCUAAUGUAGCCAUGGCUCCGACCUCCUUGAAUCUCGGAGGUGGACCAAAUGGCGGAAGUGGUCACGCGAUGUCCCUUGUGGGUCUUACUGGUUCCAGUAGUCAAGCUCAGGGCAUCCCGGUGACUCUUUCUAGCCAGUCUAUUGGGCAUGGUCGGGUAAGUACAGGGACUUGA
Messenger RNA from Protopolystoma xenopodis, 519 nucleotides. The record is from the annotation of a GenBank genome assembly. Lineage: Eukaryota; Metazoa; Platyhelminthes; Monogenea; Polystomatidea; Polystomatidae.